This is a messenger RNA of Menidia menidia (Atlantic silverside), 2589 nucleotides long. Lineage: Eukaryota; Metazoa; Chordata; Actinopteri; Atheriniformes; Atherinopsidae. The record is from the annotation of a GenBank genome assembly.
AUGGACAAGGAUGGCCAAAAGCCGAAGACCUAUGUAUCCACCUUCAGUUUUGCCCUCAACUCUCAGAGCCGACCGGGCAGUGUGGGGAAGCAGGGCCAGAAUGGACUGGAAACCACUAACAGGAUGUUAUCUGAAAACAAGAAACCAGGAGUCUCCUCUGCAACAGAUGUCAAACAGGUAAAAGUUGAGAGUUCGGAAAGGCCCCGCUUCAGAGAACCACUCAGAGACUGUACAGUCUGUGAUGGUGGUGAAGCUACAUUAGAAGGAGUUAUCACAGGAAGUCAACCUCUCAGUGUUUCCUGGAAACAUAAUGGAAAAAUUGUGAAUUCCAGUAAUACUUCCAUGAAAAAUGGUGUCGCCUGUCUGACACUGACUCAGUGUUCAGCUGGAGACACUGGGGUUUACACCUGCACUGCCCAGAAUUCCGCAGGAAAGAGGUCCAGCAGUGCCACCUUACAAGUACUAGCAAAAAAGGAAAUUUCCAGAACAAACAACCAUGAGAGGCACAGUGAGGUCUCAUUCAAGGCUCAAAACUCUGAACCGUCCCCACGCUUUGAAGGAGAAAGUCAACACAGAUACGAAAAGGAUAAAGUUAUCAGAAAGCACAGCGUUCAAACAAAAGCCUUCUCUAGCCAAGGGCCUCCAGUGGAGUUUCUGGACCCACCGGACACAGUGGAGGUUCGGGUGGGCGAGCAGGCACAGAUUCAGUGUGACUUCAGAAGCAGCUCUGUCCCUGUGGCCUGCUGCUGGAUUUACAAUAAAGUCAAGGUGGUGACGGGGUGCCCUCGGACGUCUGUCAGGAGCACGAGGACACAAAGCUGCGUGGUCAUCUCUCAGGCUGUCCCAGAUGACACGGGGCUGUAUACGGUCAUUGUACGAAACAGAGCCGGCUCUGCUCAGCACACAGUUUCCCUCAGUGUCAUAGACCGGCCAUCUCCGCCAGCAUCCCAGCCUGUUUUUUCCCGGCUCUCCACUCAGUCCCUGGUCCUGUCCUGGACUGGUCCCAGCUACGACGGAGGCACAGCCGUGCUGGGCUACAUCGUGGAGGUCUGCGAAGAAGGUCCGGACACCCCUGGGAGCUGGACUGAAAUAAGCCGGAGUAAGAACACAUCGUACCACAUCCGCUCCGGCUUGGAGCCACUGGGACAGUACUGCUUCCGUGUCAGAGCCUAUAACUCAGCAGGAAUCAGUGAACCGAGCCAAGAAUCUGAGAGGGUCAAGAUGGCAACUGAAAUGGGAAAGAAAGAAGAGCCAGAGUCCUUUGUCACAGUGACAAUUGACACCAAACAUAAGGUCAAGGACCAUUAUGAUGUGAAGGAGAAGCUGGGAUAUGGAAAGUAUGGAGAAGUCUUCCGGUUAACCCACAGAGAGACGGGCCGGGUAUGUGCAGGAAAGUUCUACCGGGCUCGUUCCUCAAAGGAGAAAUCGGAAGCUCGCAAAGAGAUUCAACUCAUGAACAAACUUCACCACUCAAAACUUGUCCAGUGUCUGGCUGCCUAUGAUACUCGCUCAGAGAUCGUCAUGGUCAUGGAAUAUAUUGCAGGUGGGGAACUCUUUGAACGCAUCGUGGACGACAACUUUGAGCACACAGAGACCAACAGUGCCCGCUACGUGCAGCAGAUCCUGGAGGGCAUUCAGUACGUUCACAAGCAGAAUAUCGUGCACCUGGAUCUUAAACCGGAGAACAUUGUGUGCGUGGAUACGACGGGGACGCGGAUCAAGAUCAUUGACUUUGGCCUGGCCAGCGAGCUGGAGGAGGGCAAACCUCUAAUGGUGAUGCAUGGAACGCCAGAGUUUGUUGCCCCUGAGGUCAUAAACUAUGAACCUGUCAGCCUGGAAACUGACAUGUGGAGCAUUGGAGUCAUCUGCUUCAUCUUGCUGAGUGGAGAGUCCCCCUUCCAGGGAAACAAUGAUGCGGAGACUUUUGCGCUUGUGACAGCUGCCCGCUACGAGUUUGACCCGGAGACUUUUGAAGACAUCUCUGAUGAAGCUAAGGACUUCAUCAGCUCUCUGCUGAGGAAAGACCAGAGAGGUAGGCUGUCAUGUACUGAAGCCCUGGCCCACUCCUGGAUGGCCUCUUUUACCCCUCUGAACCGCAGACCCACAAAGUGCCUCAACAAAGACAGGAUGAAGCGCUUUCUGGCUAGGCGCAAAUGGAAGAAAACUGGCCAGGCUGUUUUGGCCCUAAAGCGAAUGGCUAACCUCUCCAACAAGCCAGACUCUCCUGGCAGCUCCUCAGAGGAGCCAGGCUGGAGCCAAGAGGCAGAGGCGGCCAUCCAGUCGCUUGACAAGCAGCUGCAGAUUGAGCCCCGCUUCCAGCAGCCCCUGAAGGACGCCACCCUUCCAGAGGGAGCCACUGCUCAGCUCGUGUGCCUUGUUGAUGGCUAUCCCCAACCGGAGGUGAGCUGGCUACAGAAUGAAGAGCCGGUGGCUGCAUCGUGCAGAGUGACCAUUGAGUGUGAUGAAGAUGGGCUCUGCUCUCUGGUUCUGGCUGACUUGAAGCCUUCUGACUCUGGGGUUUAUGUGUGCAGAGCCAAGAACAAGCUGGGGGAAGCAUUGUGCUCUGCAAAGCUGAAAGUGGAGCUGUAA